GUUUUAAGUUGAAUUUUGACCGGCGGGGUGGAAAAUUGCGAACGCACGUGUAACGAGAAUCAAACAUUCGCGAAUUAUCGCGAGUGAAUGGACAAUAUCCUUGUAAUGUGUUAGAAACCGAUUCGAAAUAAAGGACUGUCAACAAGAUUUCAGUGAAUACUUUAAUAGUGCAUCCUUCAGAAGGACAUUUGCUAAGGACGAUGAAGCUGUUACUAGUGUUCAGUGUUGUGUUUAUGAGCGUUCUCUGCGUACAAUCAGACCAGUCAGAUUUCAACCACAUCAACUCAGAUGGAUCAUUUAGUUUUGGUUUAAAAAACUCCGAUGUCGGAGGGCACUACCACACGGCCAGUGGAAAUCCGAAAACCAUCGUCAGGGGCCGAUUCGGAAGCCGCCAACCGGAUACGGGCCGCGUCGAGGAAACUGUCUACACUGCUGGUCCACGAGGAUUUCGAGCACGUGGUCCUAAAAUUCACCGAAAACAAAACCUAUCGCAAGUCCCCCGAGGUCCGAUCGGCACCCCAGAGGACCCUCAAGCCGAUCCGUACGAUGACCCCAGUUACGAUUUCCAGUUCAAGACUCGCAACUACCAGCGCCGCGAGGGUUCCGAUGCCAACGGACGGGUUAAUGGGCUCUACACUUACGUGGAUGAUGUUGGCGAACAGCACUCGGUUCGAUACUCGGCGGGAUCGGGUACCGGUUUCGAGGUAGCCAAUCCGGUCCCGGAUGCACCCAACACGAUAGCGUACGAGAGCCCUCUCUAUAAAACGCACAAACAGGUGCGAGGAAAAGUUGCAUUCGAAAGUGGACCGAGUGGAUCCGGGCAGUAUAAGUUGCUUUCGGUUGGGCCCGAUCAACGUCGAUCCGAAACGACUGGCCCGGAUGGUAUCACUCGUGGUUCAUACUCAUACUUGGAUGACAAAGGAAUACAACGAACGGUGCAGUACAUAGCUGGAGCAGGGAUUGGCUACAAGGUAGUUCAAAGUACAACAGGGGCCGGUAGCCACCUACUCGCCUCACCUGCCACCAACUUUGGCAUAAGUCACGUAGAACAGAGCGAUGUACCGGAUAACAACAAUCCGAGCUACAAUGCUAGCCCUUCUGGCCCUGCAUCCUUCCCUAGUGGGGGAGGUGAUCGACCAGGUAGUGGGUCUCGACCAACCGCCGCUGGUUUUGAUGGAGCACGUCCAACCGGUCCUGGGUUCGACGGAUCAAGACCAACGGGAAGUGGAUAUGAUGGAACGAAACCUGACCAAGACGGCUAUGAAAGCGGUCGUCCAACAGGACCGGCGUUCGAUGAUGACUUCGAUCGAAAACGACCAACCACACCACCAAACAAGGUUCCCUCUAGCACCGAUCGUCCAGACCCCAAUGAUGGCAAGGUACGAUUCCCCGAUGAAGAUUCCGACUAUGGAGGCAAACCACAAGAUGGCAGCAUAAUUGGUCUCGUGCCUCCCAAGUACGACUAUGAACCAACAGAAGACCCACCGCUAUCGGGUCCGUUCGACAUUAGCAUCUCCAGUGGACCAUCAGGCCCCUCCGGUUCUGGUUAUCCAAACUUUGAUGAGUCAGCUCCAGGCGCGUUUAACUCCAACGAUUUCACCAACUACCCAGAAGUUAGCUACGACCGUAAGAAGUUGGAAGAAGAUCGAAAGAAAGAUUGGCGAGAUUUUUCAAAGGAUUCUACCAUUAUCAAAAACGUCGGUGAUUGGUAUGUGGGGCUGGCUCCGGGAGCUUCCGUGAGGGCUCACAUCCAAAAUAUUGAUCUGCUUCCAUAUGGAGGACGGGCUCCGUCGCCAAGUGAGGCACUGCGAAGGGACACCCAAAGCCAAUCGAAGCCAAAGCGACCAUCGUCUUCGUACAAGCGAAGGCGGUGAGAUUUAACACGACACAAGAGUUAUAUUUGUUAUCACGAACAAAUGGAGAUAAUGUGCUGAACAUAUCUCGUGUUUCGAAAUGCAGACUCAACCUUUGCCUUUGAAAUCCUUCAUAAUAAUGAAGCAAAACAAUGUUUAAUUCGUAAUCGAUACAGAAGGCUGUCUUGUAGCAGGGCUGUUUGUAUGUUUUAAGUGAAACAAGAUGUUCGAGUGUCAAGUUCAAUAUAACUAGAAUUGUAAAUAAAUUAAAUCUGUACUGAACAAAGAUGAGGCUAUUUGAUUGAUAUAUCUCACAUUUCAACGCUUUUAUACCUCAUUGUUCUAAUGCUGCAUCCUGUGUAGAUCACCCAUGCGUAACACUACCGCCUCAACGUCGUAAAAAAGCUCACCUUAUAUAUUUGAACGACCCUUCAAGAAUAAUAUCCAUGGCGGUUAGUAAAAAGAUAUGUAUAGUAGAAUAAUCUUUUCAAUAUUCGAAAUUGUGGAAAAUGUAAAAUACCGUGGUUUGAGCUUCAAAGAGGUUGAUUUAACUGUUCAAGGUUGUUCGUUCGGAAUUACAACUAUACUCAAUAUCGAUCGUAUUCACAAUAUACCUACAAGGAAUGAAGUAAGUAAUUCUAAAUGCCCUUUAUAACUUAAUCGUUACUAAGAUCGCACAUAUGACCGAUGGAUCUAGUUUUACUAGUUCCAUAUAGCCAUAAGUAAGAUGUUAAACAACUUUAAUUCUUUAGUGAAAAUUACCUUAUUAAUUACCUGUAGGAGUUGCUUUGG
This is a messenger RNA of Armigeres subalbatus, 2645 nucleotides long. RefSeq lists its product as uncharacterized. Gene Ontology annotation, molecular function: structural constituent of chitin-based larval cuticle. The record is from RefSeq and is a predicted model, not a curated record. NCBI's taxonomy places the organism in Eukaryota, Metazoa, Arthropoda, Insecta, Diptera, Culicidae. The transcript has 4 exons. Bases 201 to 1874 code for a protein of 557 amino acids. Gene Ontology annotation, cellular component: chitin-based extracellular matrix.